CAUCAAUACUUGCAUAAACCACAGUACUGGUUCUUCUCUUCAAGGCAGCUUGAUUAAUUAUGGCCACUAUGAUGGUUAUGCCGCUUAUAAUUAAUGUAUUUCUGAUAUUUGUAGUACAGUUCUCUUUUCUUCUGUCUCCUGCUGCAUCCUUUGAUGUUCCCGGCGGUGUAAAUUGGUGGUGCGGCAAGACCCCAUAUCCCGAUGCUUGCAAGUCUUUCAUCAACCAUGAUCCUCACACUUAUGUUACCAGAACAAAGUCAGAGUUUCGAAAGAUGGCGCUGCAGGUUGCCAUGGACCGAGCUCUCCGCGCGGAGAGUCACACCAAGUGGCUCGAGCCCAAAUGUCGUAACGAGCGAGAGAAAGCUGCAUGGGCCGACUGUUUGAAGCUUUACCAGGAUACAGUUCUCCAACUCAAUCGCACUCUCGACCCCUCCAUCAAGUGCACCGAUUUUGAUGCACAGACAUGGCUUAGCACAGCCCUUACCAACCUUCAGACCUGCAGAGCCGGCUUCAUUGAGCUUGGGGUCUCGGACUUCAUGCUGCCUCUCAUGUCGAACAAUGUCUCCAAGCUAAUCAGCAACACAUUGGCAAUUAACAAGGCUAUAUCCCAGAAUCAAAAUUAUACAGACGGCAGGUUCCCAAGUUGGGUGUCACCCGGUGACCGGAAGCUCCUGCAAUCGUCAUCUCCGGCUUCACGGGCAAACAUGGUGGUCGCACAAGAUGGGUCAGGAAACUUUCGCACCAUUAAAGCUGCUCUCGAUGCGGUGUCGAAGCAAAGGAAAGGAAGCGGUAGGUUUAUCAUUCAUGUGAAGGCAGGUGUUUACAGGGAGAAUCUUGAGAUUGGAAAUGGCAUGAAGAAUAUCAUGCUUGUAGGCGAUGGCAUGCGAAGCACGAUUAUCACUGGUAGUAGGAGCGUGGGAGGAGGUUUCACCACCUUCAACUCUGCAACUGUUGCUGUCACUGGUGAAGGAUUCAUCGCAAUGGGGAUCACAUUUCGCAACACGGCUGGCCCACAAAACCACCAAGCAGUGGCACUCCGAUCAGGCUCUGAUCUUUCUGUCUUCUACCGCUGUGGCUUUGAGGGAUAUCAGGAUACCCUAUAUGUCCACUCUCAACGACAGUUCUACAGAGAAUGCUAUAUCUAUGGAACAGUGGACUUCAUCUUUGGAAAUGCAGCUGUAGUUCUCCAAAACUGCAUGAUCCUCCCAAGGAGACCCAUGGACGGGCAAUCGAAUGUGGUAACGGCACAAGGCCGGACCGACCCCAACCAGAACACUGGAAUCUCAAUCCAUAAUUGUAGAGUCAUGGCUUCCUCAGACCUGAAGCCAGUGCAGAGCUCAUUCAAGACAUUCCUUGGACGACCAUGGAAGGAGUAUUCUCGAACCGUCUAUCUCCAAACUUACCUUGACACGUUGGUGGAUCCCGCCGGAUGGAUGGAAUGGAGUGGUAACUUUGCUCUAAAUACGUUGUAUUAUGGAGAGUAUAGGAACUUCGGACCAGCUUCAUCCACUGCAAGGAGAGUAAAGUGGCGCGGCUAUCGUGUCAUAACCAAUCCAUCCGAAGCUUCACGCUUCACAGUAGGCAACUUUAUAUCCGGCGGUUCCUGGUUGCCGGCAACAGGAGUGCCAUUCAACUCCGGCCUCUGAUCUUCUUCAAUUCUAUACAUAUGUAACAAGCCCACUAAUCAAUCUUCUAUAUCCCACUUAUUUUUUAUUUUUAUUUUUGGUGUUCAAUUGUAAUGUUCUUCUUUAAUUUGCUUCCUUUCAGUAUUUGUAAGAGGCCAAUAAGACGGUGAAACUGUCAUGUUAA
Messenger RNA from Nelumbo nucifera (sacred lotus), 1809 nucleotides. RefSeq names its product pectinesterase 2-like. The record is from RefSeq and is a predicted model, not a curated record. Gene Ontology annotation, biological process: cell wall modification. NCBI's taxonomy places the organism in Eukaryota, Viridiplantae, Streptophyta, Magnoliopsida, Proteales, Nelumbonaceae. Gene Ontology annotation, molecular function: enzyme inhibitor activity; pectinesterase activity.